Python bivittatus (Burmese python) is the source of this 2124-nucleotide messenger RNA. NCBI's taxonomy places the organism in Eukaryota, Metazoa, Chordata, Lepidosauria, Squamata, Pythonidae. The record is from RefSeq and is a predicted model, not a curated record.
AGGGGCUGCCCCGGUUCAGCAUCCUGGAGUCCCUGGAUGACCAGCCCAUCGCUCGCUAUGACAGCAACACGCAGGAGUAUCGCUCACUAGCACCUUGGAUGGAGGAGGUGAAGAAGCAGGAGCCCCUUUGGGAGGAGUACGCUGGAAUAGCAAGGAAGGCAGAGCAGGACUUUGGGAGAAACCUGGUGACCCUGCAGAAGUACUACAACCGCAGUGAGGGAUUUCACACCUUGCAGUGGAGGUAUGGCUGUGAGCGGAACGACUAUUCAGAAUUAAGAGGUUCCGACCAGGAUGGUUACGAUGGGAGGACUUAUAUCAGCUUUGACAAGCAGACUCUCAGCUGGACAACAUAUGAUGCAGCAGCUCAACUAUCCAAGAGGAAGUUGGAGGGGGACCCGUCAGUUGCCAAGCACAUAGAAUACUACUUGAAGGAAACUUGCAUUAAGAUGCUGUCGAAGCGCCUGACGUAUGGGAAGGAAGCUUUGUUGAGGACAGAGCCUCCAGCAGUAAAGACGAUGGUUAAGGCAGAGUUCCCUGGCAUGGAAAUUCACAUCUGCCGAGUCGAUGGUUUCUUCCCCAAGGAGAUCAAAGUGACAUGGAGAAAGGAUGGAGAGGUCUGGCUGCAGGACACCUCCCAUGGGUUUGUUGCCCCCAACUCAGAUGGGACCUACCAUUUCUGGCUCAGCAUCAGGAUCAAUAGGAAUGACAGGAAUCACUUCCAGUGCCACGUGGAGCAUGAUGGCUUGCAGAAGCCUCUGAAUGUGGUCUUGCAGAUGCCUGCACUGCACCCAGGGGACAUCACAAUCAUUGUUCUGGCAGUCCUCACAGUUCCAUUUAUAUUGGUAGUUACUGUAUACUUGAAGUUGUACUGUGCUAAAAGAAUAUCCAAGAGACGAUGCGCUUUAGAGCCCAGAUGGGAGUUCAUGGUAUUCUGGCUUCUUUUGGCCAUUGGCCUGGUGUUGGUGAUUGCCAGAUUCAUUCAGUGGUUCAGGUGGAUCAAGAGUUUGCAUAAGAGUAACCCAGAGUCCACCGAUUCAGGCCAGAAUAACACCAAGGACUCUCUCCUGCAAGAGGAGUCUCACCUCUGAAAACAAUGCUGGUGAAGAAAACCAGCGGGACAGCCUCAGAUGUUAGUGGAGCUCUUAAAUUAAUCCCGUUUACAUUCUCUCCCUUACAACCUCUUAUGGUCCAGAAGAGAUGGGAAGCGCUUUCUGGUUGGAUUCCCCAGCCCCGCUCAUUCAGUGCGAGGAGACAGCCCUGGUUGCCAUUUGAUAUGGACAACCAGUGGGCCAUCUAGAACUUCUGAUCAGAAGACCUAGAAGAGGAUCCAGCUUCAGGCCAGAAAACCAAACUCCCCCAGUACUGCCGGUGGGGGACUAAUGGCUGCUUAACCGAUUCCUUUGCCUGGGAACUGACGCCAUGGUUGCAGGGGUAGAGCAGGAUCCCUGUAGUCUGAAGAAUUCUCCGGAUGUGAAGGAGAAUCCCUGAAAUCAACCCAGAUGCUCUCUGGACAGCCGUUUCUUGUGCGGAGAACCUGAAGCAGAAGUCUUUGUGACUGACUUGUGGUGAGCGGCUGGGAGACGGGGCUUUUCCAUCCUGUUUGAGGCUGUGCCGUAGCGGAAAUGUAGGACCCUGAAGCUGACCUCCCCAUUUCCAAAACACAUCUAAAAUGGUCUAUUACUCUUUUGGAUGAAGAGAGGCUUUUUUUGGCAACAGAUAAGUGUAUCUUCUUGGUGCCUUUCAUAUUUUCAACGCUUACUUAAAAAAAGAACUGAUUUGGACUUUGGGAUUUAUAUAUUGAGCAAAGAUUUGAAGGGCUGAAUUAUUGGGUGUUUUUAUGAAACAAGUGAAUUUGGUUUUCUGGACCUUAGAAAGUUAAUGUUGUUGAAUCUGUACUUGUGAGAUGGAAGCUUGAGAUUGCUGGUUAAAGAUUUCUGGGGGAAAGCUGCUUUUCCUCACUUUCCUGAGAUGCUUAUUGGAGGAGCUUUGUAAACUAAAGCACUCUGAAACCUUGCUUUUUACCCAGGUUUCUUCUGUCUGCAAGGCCUGUUACGGCUGCAGUUUACCAAGGUCCAUACGGUACCCACUCCAAUGAUGUUCCAGAAGGCCUUGACCUAGAAGGGG